AUGUAUGGUGCUGGUGGGUUGCCCACGCCGACGUUGCAGAACCAGGAGUGGAAUAAUGAAUGGGAUAAGAAGAGUCCUGUUAGCCCUGGGCCGGCACCUUACUCCAACGCAUCGAAGGAGACUGGUGGUAUCGUCGUCAAAGAGACGCAGAACGCCGUCGAAGAGGUACCUACGAGCCGUUCGCGUCGUUGGUGGCUGGCGCUCGUCUGGCUAUGCACCUGGCUCAUUCCCUCCUUCACACUCAGGUACAUCGGCCGAAUGAAGCGACCUGACAUCCGACUAGCUUGGCGAGAAAAAGUGACCAUCUUCUGGCUCAUCUUCAUCCUCAACGCCAUCGUCGUCUUUUACAUCAUCGAGUUUGGCCGUCUGCUCUGUCCCAACUUUGAUAAAGCCUGGACGUCGAACGAGGUGGCUGAACAUCAAGGGGUAACGGAUUAUUGGGUCUCAGUGCAAGGCUCCGUGUACGACUUGACCAACUUUAUUCAUGGCGAUCAUAGUGAUAUACCGAAUGAGGCGAGCAAUGAUCCGGAUACAUUGUCGACGCUCGCAGGGCAGGAUUUGACGUAUUUCUUUCCCCCGCCUUUGGUCAUUGCGUGCCCGCAGCUCGUGACGGAUAACACGAUGUCGAUCACCCCCAAGAACUUUUCGGAUUUUACGCCGCUUGCUAUGCAUGUUUCGGGUCAUUUGCAGACGCAGACUACGGCGCUGUCUAAUGCGAAUUGGUAUAGCCAGAAGUUCUUCCCCAGGAUGAAGACGUUUAAGAAGGGUCCGCUAGUUUUUGAGAAGAAAGUGAUUGCUGCUAUGGCUGCUGAUACGACUAUUGCAAAGUACGUGGUAUGGGGUGUAUAUGAGAAACAGCUCUUUGACCUGACGGACUACGUGAACACCCUCAACAUCAACCAAAACACGGGCUCGUACGCUUUCCUUGAUACCGGCCUCGUCAGCGUGUUCAGGCAACAGUCUGGGCAAGAUAUUACCAAGCCCCUUAAUGUCGUGUUAAACUCUAUGACGGCUGCGAACCGCCAACUCCAUAUGGUGUGCUUGAAUAACGCAUUUUUGGCUGGAGAGGUGGAUUUUAGGAAGUCAGCGAGGUGUCAAGUCCAGAAUUACUUUUUGAUUGCUGCUUCGGUUGUUCUUAUGACGUCUAUGGUUUUGAAAUUCUUGGCUGCCCUUCAGCUGGGAAGCAAACGCCAGCCAGAGUUGCAGGACAAGUUUGUUAUCUGUCAAGUGCCUUGUUAUACUGAAGGCGAAGAUUCACUUCGUCGGACUAUCGAUUCGCUGGCUGCGUUGAACUAUGACGAUAAGAGGAAGCUCAUAUUCAUUAUUUGUGAUGGCAAUAUCAUCGGAAGUGGGAAUGACAGGACGACUCCUCGAAUUGUGCUGGAUAUCCUUGGGGUUGACCCACAGCUGGAUCCUGAACCGUUGUUGUUCAAGUCUGUUGGGGAAGGAUCGAAGGCGUUGAAUUAUGGAAAGAUUUACUCUGGGUUGUAUGAGUUUGAGGGGCAUGUCGUUCCGUACAUGGUGGUGGUCAAGGUGGGCAAGCCCACUGAGCGUUCAAAGCCUGGCAAUCGUGGAAAGCGAGACAGUCAAAUUCUGUUGCUGCACUAUCUGAACAGAGUGCACUUUGAUGCGGCCAUGUCGCCUUUGGAGCUUGAGAUUUACCAUCAGAUGAGGAAUGUUAUUGGUAUCGAUCCUGCGUUCUACGAGUACAUCUUUACUGUGGAUGCGGACACGACUGUAAAGCCUGACUCUCUCAAUCGUCUGGUAGCCUCAAGCGCAGAUGAUUCUGCCAUCAUCGGUAUUUGUGGGGAGACCAAGCUCGAAAACGAACAGACGUCCUGGUGGACGAUGAUCCAAGUCUACGAGUACUACAUCUCCCACCACCUGUCCAAAGCCUUCGAGAGCUUGUUCGGCUCCGUCACCUGUUUGCCCGGUUGUUUCUCCCUCUACCGCAUCCGUACCGCAGACAAAGGUCGUCCGAUCAUCAUCUCCAAUCGAAUCAUCGAAGAGUAUUCCGAACCAAACGUUGAUACCCUGCACAAGAAGAAUCUGUUCUCCCUUGGAGAAGAUCGAUUCUUGACCACUCUCCUUAUGAAGCAUUUCCCGACUUUUAAAACCAAGUUUUGCCCGGAUGCGGUUGCGCACACUGUGGCGCCCGAGUCUUGGCGUAUUCUUUUCUCUCAGCGCCGUCGGUGGAUCAAUUCGACUGUUCAUAAUCUUUGUGAAUUGGUGAUCCUCCCCGAGUUGAUUGGUUUUUGCUGUUUCUCUAUGCGCUUCUUUGUCUUUAUUGAUCUUUUGGGUACUCUGAUCUUGCCGGCUACCGUUGCUUAUUUGGUCUACUUGAUCGUAGUUGUUGCAAUCGGAGCUUCUGCUCUCCCUCAGAUUGCCCUCAUCAUGCUUGGUGUCACUUACGGCUUACAGGCACGUCUCUUUGCCUUGGUCUUCAUCAUUAAGCGAGAGUUCAUGCUUGUGGGUUGGAUGAUCGUUUAUCUUCUUUCAUACCCGGUGUACAGCUUCUUCUUGCCCGUCUACUCUUUCUGGUGUAUGGACGAGUUCAGUUGGGGUAACACCCGUUUGGUCGUUGGUGAAGGCAAGGAAAAGAAGGUGCUCAUGAACGAUGAGGAGAAGUUUGACGAUUCCAUGAUUCCUCUCAAGAAGUUCAGUGAAUAUGAGGCUGAGGCUUGGGAC
Laccaria bicolor S238N-H82 is the source of this 2688-nucleotide messenger RNA. RefSeq names its product glycosyltransferase family 2 protein. Gene Ontology annotation, molecular function: chitin synthase activity. Gene Ontology annotation, cellular component: cell periphery; cell septum. The transcript has 10 exons. The annotation marks the transcript as partial. Lineage: Eukaryota; Fungi; Basidiomycota; Agaricomycetes; Agaricales; Hydnangiaceae. The record is from RefSeq and is a predicted model, not a curated record.